AUGCCUCCCCAGAUAUAUCAUCACAAACCCGCCCGGCCACACCACAGCAGCUUAACUAUACCCUGCGAGAAUUCUCAGUGCAACCGCUGGUUUCGCAGUGUCUCCGGUUUGAAAAAACAUGUGCGCUCUUGUCAUGUCAGCGCCCCCAGCCAUCCACUUCCUCCUGAGCACCCAGCACUUUCACCACCAGCUGAAAACGAACUAGAAAGCAACUUCGAACCAUUUGACGGACAGGAUGAGCAAGAAAAUCCGCUAUCCAAUGAGCCAUUAGAAGAUCAGGCUCAAUGUGAGAUUGAAUACCAUCCUUUUCUAGAUGGACGGCCUUGUGAUGAAAACGGGAACUUUCUACCUCCUGGAGCAAAACCUGUACUACCCGAAACCCCGUCAACCAAUGAUUGGUCCCCAUACCGGGAUCGUGUUGAGUUUGAGACGGCGGAACUCAUCUACAAAAAGGUACAGAUGUCUGGGGGAGAUAUUAAUGCCCUUGUAGAUCUGUGGAGGGCCUCGUUCAUCAAAAAUGGUCUGGCUGAUGAAGAUGUCCCUUUUGCAAACAAGGACGACUUGUACCGAGUAAUUGACUCAACUUCCAGCAGUGACAUGCCAUGGGAGUCUUUCUCUCUCUCAUAUAAUGGCAAGCUUCCCGAAGAAGACCCCUCAGAGUGGAUGAAACAGGAAUUUGAUGUUUGGUUUAGGAGUUCACUUGCCAUCAUUCAAAACAUGCUAUCUAAUCGAGACUUCUGUGGUGAAACCAAUUUCAUGCCUUACCGGAAGUUUAGCAAGAAGGGAGAGCGAGAAUAUAAAGACUUCAUGUCAGGGGAGUGGGCCUGGAAGCAGGCCGACAAGAUCUCCGUGGAUCCAACAACCCAUGGCUCAUCAUUCGUGCCCGUUAUUCUAGGCAGCGAUAAGACCACAGUGUCAGUUGCGACAGGCCAAAAUGAAUAUUAUCCAGUGUAUAUAUCCAUUGGAAACGUUCACAAUAAUGUCCGACGAGCACACAGGAAUGCUGUUGCAUUGCUGGGCUUUCUGGCCAUUCCAAAGACUGAGAAGAAGUAUGCAAAUGAUGUCAAGUUUCGCAAGUUUCGCCGACAGUUAUUCCACACCUCCCUGGCUCGCAUUCUUCAAUAUCUCAAACCCGGGAUGCUAGUUCCGGAGGUUCUACGAUGCGCUGACAUGCAUUUUAGGCGUGUUAUCUAUGGUAUUGGUCCAUACAUAGCUGAUUAUCCGGAGCAGGCUCUUCUUGCAUGUAUAGUUCAAGGGUGGUGUCCUCGCUGUAUUGCCUGGCCUAACAAUCUUGAUGGCGAAGGUGGUCGGCGCUCAGAAGAUCACACAGAGGUUCUUGCAAACUUCCUCAGUCCAGUGGUUUUGUGGGACCAAUAUGGUAUUGUUAGCGACAUAGUACCAUUCACACAUGAUUUCCCUCGUGCCGACAUACAUGAAAUUCUGGCUCCUGAUCUUCUUCACCAAGUCAUCAAAGGUACUUUUAAGGAUCACCUUGUGACUUGGGUAGAGGAUUACCUCCAUCUAACAUACAGCAAGAAGCGGGCUGACGAGAUUUCGGAUGACAUUGACCGACAGAUUGCAGCAGUUCCCUCAUUUCCUGGCCUUCAACGAUUUCCUCAAGGCCGUGGAUUCAAGCAGUGGACCGGCGACGAUUCAAAGGCUCUCAUGAAGGUGUACCUCCCCGCUAUUGAAGGGCAUGUCCCCCCAGACAUAAUACGCACAUUCCAGGCUUUUCUCGACUUCUGUUACUUGGUACGGCACGAUACUCACAGUGACAGCACCAUCCAGAAAGUGCAAGAUGUCGUCAAGGAUUUCCACCACAGCCGCACCAUUUUUGAGACACUAGGUGUCCGACCAACAGGGUUCUCUCUCCCACGACAGCAUUCACUACAACAUUAUCCAUGGCUCAUUCAAAUGUUUGGGUCUCCAAACGGCCUCUGUUCCAGAUUUGAAGCACUUGGUCAGAUGUUGCUGAUUAACCAGAGGCUCGACAAACUUGCGGUCUCUAGGGUGGACUUUACAGCCCGUGGGAUGCUUUCAGGCACUCUGGAUACAAGAGUGGAGCACCACAACACCGAAGACAACAACAACGGGGAUAGUGGGCCGGUCCCAGGUCCAUUGACACCUGGCUAUGUCAAACCAUCGGUUCGCCGUUUGCGUCAAUAUUCAACAAACUGCCACAAACUCAGUGUGCAGCUCAACCAACCCCGCCUUGUUGAGUUACUCCGGCGCUUCCUUUACAGCCAAGCGCACAUGAACGACCAUGUUGCGCCCUCAGCCUUUAAUAUACCCCUGCACCAAUGCCCCAUGUUCAAUCCGAGGGUAGUUGCGACGCACUCGGCAGUCGCAUAUUUCUAUGCACCAAGCGACUGCAGUGGAAUUGGUGGUAUGCGCCAAGAAACAAUUCGUGCCACGCCUUUGUGGCAAAAGCAUGCGGCUUGUUACGACUGUGCUUUUGUCGAGCGCGAUCCUUCAAUUCCAGGAAUCCGAGGACUCGAUGUCGUUCGCAUUUUUGCAUUCCUUUCUUUCUCACAUGAUAAUACUACUUAUCCAUGUGCUCUUAUACAGUGGUUCUCUCAUAUUCUGGAUGAGCCUGAUGAACUCACUGGGUUGUGGAAGGUCCAGCCUGAUACAAAUGACGAUGGAUCACCCAGUCUCGAAAUUAUUCAUUUAGACUGUAUCUUUCGUAGUGCACAUCUCAUGCCUGUAUUCAGCGAUUAUGGUCAUCAGUUCAUCCCAUCUGACAUUGAUUUCACUAACUCACUAGAUAAAUUUCCUACGUUCUACAUUAAUAAAUAUAUAGACCAUCAUGCCUUCGGACUUAGCCAAGGAUGAUUCAUAACUUGUCAAACUUGAUUUUAUACUUCAUGUACUUGGACCACGCUUGGAUAACACUUUG
Serpula lacrymans var. lacrymans S7.9 is the source of this 2899-nucleotide messenger RNA. RefSeq lists its product as uncharacterized. The record is from RefSeq and is a predicted model, not a curated record. The transcript has 8 exons. Lineage: Eukaryota; Fungi; Basidiomycota; Agaricomycetes; Boletales; Serpulaceae. The coding region runs from base 1 to 2835 and encodes 944 amino acids.